Tauraco erythrolophus (red-crested turaco) is the source of this 1326-nucleotide messenger RNA. The record is from RefSeq and is a predicted model, not a curated record. Lineage: Eukaryota; Metazoa; Chordata; Aves; Musophagiformes; Musophagidae.
GGUAAACUGGUUGGCUUCAAGAGCCUCCAAGAUGAUCCCAAACUCGUUCAUUAUAUGAAGGUAGCCAAGAUGCAGUCUGAGCGCGAGUACAAGAAAGAUUACGAGAACACAAAAACGAGGUACAACAUUCCACUGGACAUGGUUAAUGUUGUCGGUGCCAAGAAGGCUCAAGAGAUUGCCAGCAACGCUAAUUACAAGAACCUCCUGCACCACUAUACUUAUUUACCAGAUGCAAUGAGUGUGGAGCUGACCAAAAAUAUGAUGGAGAUUCAGAGUGAUAAUGCUUACAAAGCAGAUUAUAACAGCUGGAUGAAAGGCAUUGGUUGGAUCCCCAUUGGCUCACUAGAAGUAGAAAAAGCUAAAAAAGCUGGAGAUGCUUUGAAUGAAAAGAAAUAUCGUCAGCAUCCAGACACCAUUAAAUUUACAAGUGUGGUGGACUCUCCAGUAAUGGUCCAAGCCAAACAGAAUUCAGUUCAACUCAAUGAUGCGUAUUAUAAACAAGACUAUCAUGAUCUAAUAGCUAAAGGGAACAAUGUGUCACUUGAUGCUAUUCCAAUUGCUCGAGCCAAGGCUUCCAGAAACAUUGCUAGUGAUUAUAAAUAUAAAGAAGCAUAUGAGAAGGCCAAAGGAAAACAGGUUGGUUUCAGAAGCCUUCAAGAUGACCCUAAGCUUGUCCACUACAUGAAUGUAGCAAAGAUUCAGUCUGAGCGUGAGUACAAGAAAGACUAUGAGAAGACCAAGACCAACUAUCACACGCCUCCUGACAUGUACAGUAUCCAGGCUGCUAAACAGUCUCAGGAUGUAGCUUCUAACGCCCACUACAAAAACCUGAUCCAUCACUACACUUACCUGCCGGAUGCCAUGGAUGUUGAGCUUGCAAAGAACAUGAUGCAAAUUCAGAGUGAUAAUGCAUACAAACAAGACUAUAACAGCUGGUUCAAGGGUAUUGGAUGGAGUCCUCUUGGUUCUCUGGAUGUUGAAAAAGCUAAAAAAGCUGGAGAAGCACUAAACGAAAAGAAAUACCGUCAGCACCCAGACACCAUCAAAUUUACAAGUAUACCAGAUUCAAUACCAAUGGUUUUAGCUCAGCACAACACCAAGCAACUGAGUGAUGUGGCAUAUAAGCAAGAGGGUGAAAAAGUAAAACACAAAUACACCCUGGAUCCUGAUGUUCCUCAGUUUAUUCAAGCCAGGGUCAACGCCUUCAAUUUGAGUGAUGCAAACUACAAAGCAGACUGGAAAAAAACCAUUGCCAAAGGAUAUGAUCUGAAACCAGAUGCCAUUCCUAUUAUUGCUGCUAAAGCUUCUCGAAACAUUGCGAGUGAU